Blastomyces dermatitidis ER-3 is the source of this 2925-nucleotide messenger RNA. RefSeq lists its product as hypothetical. The coding region runs from base 1085 to 1957 and encodes 290 amino acids. NCBI's taxonomy places the organism in Eukaryota, Fungi, Ascomycota, Eurotiomycetes, Onygenales, Ajellomycetaceae. Gene Ontology annotation, biological process: metal ion transport; transmembrane transport. Gene Ontology annotation, cellular component: membrane. The transcript is spliced from 6 exons. Gene Ontology annotation, molecular function: magnesium ion transmembrane transporter activity; magnesium ion binding; cobalt ion transmembrane transporter activity. The record is from RefSeq and is a predicted model, not a curated record.
CAGUUCACAUCAUCUUCGAUAUGAACGAAACAGCCUCUACCACUAAAAAUCGAGGUGAAAGAUAUCCUUUGAUUGGAUGCAUCGAAGUCACUGCAAUUAGCAACCGGUUUCAGGUUUCAUCCAUACCAUAACCAAAACGUAUUCUGAAUAAAUAUAGAUUAUUUUUCAAACACAAGCUCGUUGCCGGCUGUAUCGUGAGACUAAUGGAUUCAGCUAUACGUAUGGCAGUGCCCAGCGAUGCCUCACUCGCGUGAGCAUCUCAUCAUUGUUAAAGCCGUAUGUGCGUUUGAUAUCUAUUAUGGCUGCGGGAUGCACAAUAUAAGUAUUGAUAGAGACAACAUGGAUAGUGAGACGUUUCUCACGGCAUUUAUCAACCCAGGCUGAGGUUCCAUAAAACUUUUGACGAAGACUCCUGAAACAUGGGAUGUCUCGCACCGCCCUGGUGCGAUAGCUCCAGCUCACCAUGGUCGUCCUUCUCGCUGCUGUCCAUUUCAUUUGUUGACAUAAAAGGACGGGGCGGAAAGGCUUAUUUAUUUAGCGCCAAGUACUCCGUAUGUUUCCCGUCCUGCAUUUUGUUCCUCGACGGCUGGGGCUCAUAGGACCUAGCACCACACAAACCACAAGAUAAAGAUAGCGGAGACUCUUGGGGCGGAAAUGCUGUCAUGAAUGGCACUUCUUUACAACCGUGGCGCUUAGAGAGAGUCAACCGGUAUCACUGCUCUCAUGUCUGAUGGGUGUACUGUAUGUACACAUGUACACAGGGGCAUCUUUGGCCAAGCAAGGUUCUCUGUGUCCAAUCACGAUUAAUCUUUGGGCUGCGGCUCUCGUUGUGAGCCUGUGAUAGGCAUGCAUAGCUAGCUGCCUGCAAGCCAAGGGCGCUCAUCCCGCUGAUACGUGGGCAAGAUUAGCCGCCACGGAAGACUUCGUGGCAAGGCUGUAGGGGCUGAUGCUUAGUCGAGCUCCGAUCUUUAAAUAUCUCGAGGCUCACCCGCCCCUGGGGAAGAAAGGUCCUGACUCGAUGGAGUCACUGUGAAAUUCCUAGGGUAUUUGGUGAAUUUCACUGGAGAAACGCCCGAGAAAAAAAAUGCUUGUGGACGUCACAGAAAAGAUUGGCGAUGUUAUAUCACGGCGGCAGCAGUCGACGCUGGAGGAGGAGUUGCGCCAGCAACCUUCUAAUUCCGUCCGUAUCGCCUUUGCCGGCAUGAAGAAAGAUUGCGAAAAAUGGAUAGCGAAUAACCCAAAUGCUAUCACAAAACUUCCAAUCCCUCAUCAGUUUUGGGCCACUUGCACGGAAGAUUUGAACGGAUGCUCCAAUGCCAUAUAUUCCCAUGGUGGUUACGGAGAGCUUGUAAACCUUGAUACAUGGUCUUGCUUCAAGCUCAAAGAAGCCUCCAGCGACAAGAAAUAUGUUUGGUAUCAAAUGACAAUGUUCAUCAGAUGGAACCCGAUUAAACAAACUACUUUUAUCUUUUGUUCGGACUUCCUCCAAUGCCUGCGAGACGGAUUGAACCGUCGUAUAUCUUCUGUCGGCCCAAGUGACCCAUUUACCUGGCACGCUUCUUUUGUUGACGAGCUUCGGUUGUUAUACGAUAAUUUUUUUUGGAAGUUCCGGAAUUUAGUCCGCGAUGCAGAGAAGGAACGAAACGAGCCCCAGGCGACCGGGCCCAAUUUCCCAAGACUUCACGAUAUUGCAAGACAUGUGAUUCACUCAGUUGAAAUUCUUGAUGUUGCGAUAGAGACAGUGGACAGCAUCCUCCACGAACAUGACCUAUUUAUCUCAAAUGAAGGGAGCACUGUCGCUUUCCCAAUACCAGAUUUAAAAGCAAACGACGUUACGCGACGCCUGUACUAUCAUUCUAGGGAACUUCGUGCGAUUAAAGCACGAUCCGCUUCUCUAUACGAUCGACUAAAGAAUGAAAUUAGCCUUGUGAGAUCCCUCUUUUAUGGAACGUUGUGAUGGCGAUGAUGUAUUGCUCACCUCAAUCUAUCGCAUUGUAGUCAUUCAACCUCGUCUCGCAAACAGACACGGCCGCAAUGAAAAUUAUAUCCGCCGUAGGCUUGAUUUUUCUCCCCGGAACAUUCAUAUCGGCAAGUCUCACUAGCACCUAUGUUUAUUAUGUUCAACCGUUUAACGUGUGAACACCGCAGACUCUAUUUGGCAUGAACUUCUUCGAUUUCUCCGUUGACGAAGACACGGGGAAACAAAUUUUUGCCAUGUCAGAUAAAUUUUGGGUUUACUGGGCAAUAUCGCUUCCAGUGACCGCGGCAGUUUUACUGGCUUGGGUCCUUUACGAUUACUCGUACUUGAUAACCAGCAAGAUCAAAAAACCAUUAUUGGAAGAUUCCAAAUUCAAGGAGAUAUUGAAGCUUGGAUCGUUUUUCAGGAGAAAGGAAAAACAGUCCGAUGCGAAUUCGCCGACGUAGCACAGAGGAGAGAGAUUGCAACUCUGUGCUUCUAUGGCCUCCGGAUCGGUAAAGGAGGCUGCGAUCGGUAUGAAUAGUAUCACAUCAAUCUGGAGGCCCGAGAACCCCGACUGGCCCAGAUAUUUGCUAAAAACUGACACCAUUUGGAUUUCGAGAAAAAAAAUAAAAAUAAAAAAUAAAAAAAUAAAAAAUAAAAAAAAGACCAAAGAAAGAAAGAACAAAGAUCGAAGUUGGAUAAUGCAAGAGCGCCCAAAUUUUGGAGUGAUGUACAACGACUAUAUAUGACAAGCGGAUUACAUGGAAGCGAAUAUUUAUUUUUUCUUCUUGGAUAUUCAGGGUUAAGCAUUUAUCUGAAAUCUAAUAUUGUCCUCGACUUUUCCGGCCAUGUUAACAUGCACCAAAUUGUACUUGUACUCUGCAUGUGCAAUACAUCAGUUCAAAAUUUAUCAGAGAAGACAUGCCAUAAUAUAAGCACAUGGAAGCAUUUUCUGUGAAUUAAAA